Messenger RNA from Mycena indigotica, 3156 nucleotides. RefSeq lists its product as uncharacterized. Gene Ontology annotation, molecular function: phospholipid binding; protein binding. NCBI's taxonomy places the organism in Eukaryota, Fungi, Basidiomycota, Agaricomycetes, Agaricales, Mycenaceae. The coding region runs from base 1 to 3156 and encodes 1051 amino acids. The transcript is spliced from 5 exons. Gene Ontology annotation, biological process: cytoskeleton organization. The record is from RefSeq and is a predicted model, not a curated record. Gene Ontology annotation, cellular component: mitotic actomyosin contractile ring, proximal layer; cytoplasm; cell division site.
AUGUCUGCAAGACGCCAGGCAUCUACAACCUCACUCUCAAAGUACGCUCGAAACGACCCUGUCCCUCGUGACCGCUCCGCAGACUUCUGUAAUGCUUUCUGGGGUAUUGCUGAUGGAGGAGUCGAGGUUCUGUUUGCUAGAAUGCGUGGGGCAGCUCGAAGCAUGGACGAGUUGAGGAACUUUUGGAAGGAGAGGGCCUCUAUUGAGGAAGACUAUGCUCGACGCAUGGCUCGACUUUCGAAGCAAGCCUUGGGAAGAGAUGAGAUCGGCGAUCUCCGCGCUUCACUCGAUGCUAUCCGCGGCGAAACCGAACGCCAAGCUCAAUUUCAUCUAACUCUUGCCCAACAAGUGCGGUCAGACUUAGAGGGUCAGACAAGCGCCUUCUAUGCGAAACAACAGCACCACAAAAAGACUUACCAGAGCGGCAUCGAGAAAGAGUUCAAAGCGAAACAGUUGCAAGAGGGUUAUGUCGCUAAAGCACGGGAGAAGUACGAGACGGACUGUAUGAAGAUUAAUUCGUACACUGCUCAGCUUGGGCUGGUCCAAGGGAGAGAUGCGGAGAAGAUCCACAUCAAGCUUGACAACACGAAGAAGACGGUCCACCAAAAUGAACGCGAUUUCGCCAACUUUUCAAGGGUUUUGGUGGAGACAACUGCGAAGUGGGAAAUGGACUGGAGGGUGUUUUGCGACAGUUGUCAAGACCUCGAGGACGACCGAAUCGAGUUUAUGAAAGAUAACAUGUGGGCCUACGCAAACGCGGUGUCAACUGUUUGUGUUUCGGACGAUGAGUCUUGCGAAAAGAUGCGGCUGGCACUAGAGCAAAUGGAGCCAGAGCGCGACCAAGAAAACUUUGUUCGUUCAUAUGGUACAGGCAAUUACAUUCCCGACCCUCCUCCAUUUGUCGACUACAAAGACCCUAACUCUAUUCCUUCUUCUUCGAUGCGACCAACCUGGCGGGUAGCCAAUUUCGCGCGGUCCUCCCAACGCCCGCCGCCAAAUCGGCGAGCCCCUCCACAACCCGAACCCGAGCCAGAAGUUGAUGACCCAGUCAACGGCCCUAACUCUGCUGGCCUUGGUACAGUUCGGAGAGGCGAUGAUGCGAGUGCUAUGAACGGUAUCUCGAGGCAAAAUACCCAGAAGAUUAUACCACAACAACCUCAGCCACAACAAGCCAUGGGUAGUUUUUCGCCAAUGCCCUCAAGUUCGACGGUAGCAUUGCCUGAGCCUUCGAGUUUGUCGAGAAGACCAACAUCAAUGGCUCUGGAUCUCUCUAGGCGUCCCACAAGCACGAGCGCUACUUCAAAGCCAUCAUCUCAUCGUGUUCCUCCACCCGAAACAGCGCCAAUUGAAGCGACGGCAGAGACAUUCAUCAAGGUCGGAGACACAUCAUACAAAGUCGAUUUGUCCAAAGACCCCAGAGCCGGUCCAAGCAGUAGCAAAAUGUCUUCCUCUCCACCAAGUUCCGGGACAGUCGAUCCAUUCGCAAAACAAAUGGAAGAUUUGCAGAUGGCUGCGACGACCGUGCGGAGGAAGAGCACAAGACGAGGGGCAAUUGAUACCUCGUCGAAUGGGCAACCGCAGUCAAACACUCGACCGUCCUCGGUUGCGCCAGGAGCCAUUGUAGCUGUUGGCAGCAAUCAAAGCCAGAGUCAAUAUCGACAACCGCAGCAACAGCAACCGCGGCGUUCACCUUCGCCUUCUCCAAAUCGCGAUUACCGGCAUUCGGCCGAGAUGGUUGUGGGUAGCCACCCAUUUGCUUCACGGCCGUCGUCUCCAGCUGCGCCACAACAACAGCAACAAAUUACUGUUGCUUUCAUGCGACCUGCUUCUGGUCCUCCGCCGGGUGCGGAUAUGGUUGCAGACGUGUUGACGGACUAUCAGCAAAGCUUACCGGGUGAGCGGAAGAUGGUCAGUCGGAGGGGAAGUUAUGUUGGCGACCAGCCAAACUCGAUAUCCCAUUCGUAUAACCCCAGCCAGAGCUCGAUUAACCAGCAACAACAACAUGGCGCUGCGUUGUCACGACCGCCUAGUCAGGGCUUCGCUGGGGUUGGCGCACAUUCCCGCAGCACAAGUCCUGUACCGCAAAUGUCAAUGUCACGGGGACCGAGUCCUGCUCCGGGGCAAGGGCAAAUGGUGCUUGCGAGACCACCAAGUCGUGGCCCUAGUCCGCAAAGUCAAGGUUUUGCGAUGACAAGGGGACCCAGUCCAUCACCGAUGGGAAUGAAUAGAGGCCAUAGUCCUGGACCGUCUUCAAAUAUGCAACACAACCCACGACAAAGCCAAAGCCAAGGCUUUAUAGCACCUCCUCCACCAAGCCAACUAAUCAACCGAUCACCGAGUCCUAACAAUGUCGGUAUUGCGCUGGAUUCAAGUGGAAGGGUUAUGCAUGACGAGAUGGCACAGCGCUACCAACCUCCUCCCCAGCAACAUCGACAAUCAAUGCCCCCGCAACAGUCACAGAUUGUUCCCUAUAAUCCCGCCCAAGCCCAACAACAACAACAACAACCUCAGAGAAGGUUAAGCUAUAUGGGCCCAGGUGGCGUGGCUGUUCCACCCCCUCCACCAUUACAAACUGGCGCUGUUCCAUAUCAACAUACGGGAUACCAGUCGCAACAACAUGCCCCGCCCCAGUCGAGUUACUCACCUCAAUCUUAUCAUCAUGCACAACAGCAGCAACAGCAAGCGCCGUAUCAGCAUCAACAACCUUAUGGAAGUGGUUCGCUAAACGGACAUCACGCAUCUCCUCAACGGACGAUGUCAACAGGCCCCAACGGUUGGCAGUCGACGAUCCAGCCUCAACAACAGCAACAGAUCCCUCGAGCGCAACAAACGUCACAGCAGUUAGUCCGCGUGCCUCAGCAUCAAGGGCAGCAACAACUGCAACAUCCCUCCCAUUUCCAGCAGCAACGGCGCUCACCGUCACCGUCGCCUGGGUCGCAGCAACAUACUUCUGAUGGCAAGGCGAUCUUGUUUUAUGUGAAAGCGUUGUUCCCGUACACGGCGACUAUCGAGGAGGAAUUUGAUUUCCAGGAGGGUGAUAUUAUCGCUGUCACGAGCACACCUGAGGACGGAUGGUGGAGUGGCGAGUUGUUGGAUGAGUCGAGGAGAUCGUACGGUAAACACAUCUUCCCAAGCAAUUUUGUGGAGGUAUUUUAG